Messenger RNA from Eupeodes corollae, 726 nucleotides. RefSeq lists its product as uncharacterized. NCBI's taxonomy places the organism in Eukaryota, Metazoa, Arthropoda, Insecta, Diptera, Syrphidae. Gene Ontology annotation, molecular function: DNA helicase activity. Gene Ontology annotation, biological process: DNA repair; telomere maintenance. The record is from RefSeq and is a predicted model, not a curated record. The transcript is spliced from 3 exons. The coding region runs from base 1 to 726 and encodes 241 amino acids.
AUGUGCAUGGGAGGCAGCAGCUCCAGCUUCAGCUCAGAUAUAACCGGACACAAUCUGCCUGCGUCGUCGACGACUUCGGUCGUCGUCCGCGUCGUUCGUCUGCGUCGCUCGUCUCAGCAGCAAAUGCCGAGGCGAAGAAGACAUGACUCAAUCACCGAAACACCAAUUUGCAACAUCGCCAAAAAUAGCGCAAUGGCCAAGACCAAGAUCCUACAGGUAUGCAAAUUAAUUGCUAGUAAUGAAUGCACAAUGGCCCAUAAGAGGUCACUAGAGGUGCUGGACAGAAUAUUGAAAGAUCUUCGUGACAACCAAAAUAUUAUUGGUGGGGCGAUGAUUCUGUUGUCAGGCGAUUUUCGUCAGACUCUUCCAGUUAUUUCAACUUUUUCUGAUGAACUUAAUGCAUGCCUAAAAUCAUCGAAUUUGUGGCAGUACGUAAAGGCACUCCAACUAACAACUAACAUGCGAUUCUUAGAUAUUGGAAAUAAUAAAGUUGCAAUGGACACCUCAAGCGCAUUCAUCACAUUACCCACAGAUUUCUGUCACAUCACAGAUUCAAAAGAGGAGCUUAUUCAGCGUGUUGCCCCAGAUAUAGCGCAAAAGUACAAUAACCAUAAUUGGCUGGGUGAACGAGCAAUUUCGGCAGCCAAAAAUAAAGAUGUCGAGGAUCUCAAUGCGACCAUUCAGAAUUUUCUUCCAGGACACUUGGUUUCCUUCAAACCAUUAUGA